GCCUCAGCCUCCUUUCAUCCAGUGCAUCCGUGUGAUGAGCUCCAUGGCGGUCCGGGAUGAUCUGGAGGAGAAGCCCCGGGUCAAGCUCCUGUCCCCGGGCUUCGGCAUCGACAAGUCCCGGCUCCACGGACCCGGGCUCCGCUCCAAAGGCUUCGCCAUCACCGACCUGCUGGGCCUGGAGUCGGACAUGCAGGCGCGGCAGCAGCCCGGGGGAGGGCCCGGUCUGUCAGCGGAUCCUCAGGGCGCCGGGACCCGGAGGAGCCGGGCGGGCUCCGGGGCGGCCCUUGGCGGGUUUUCGUUCCCGGGCGGGUCCCUCCCGCGCCUCGGCUUCCUGUGCUCCCUGGCGGCGCAGCAGCCCGGGACCCCCUGCUUCCUGCCGGGUCACCUGCCGUUGCUCCAAGCCCGGGCCGAGUCCCACUAUCUGCAGAACCUGGAGGCCCAGAGGGACGCUUACUCCGAUGAAGAAUGUCUCUCGGACAGAAACGACUCUAAAAGUUCUGCAAAUUCACAGAAGAGGAAGAAAAGGAGACACAGGACGGUGUUUACGUCCCACCAGUUAGAGGAGUUGGAGAAAGCCUUCCAUGAGGCUCAUUAUCCUGACGUUUACGCACGAGAGAUGCUCGCCAUGAAGACGGAGCUUCCAGAAGACAGAAUCCAGGUGUGGUUCCAGAACCGUCGCGCCAAGUGGAGGAAGCGUGAGAAGUGCUGGGGUCGCAGUAGCGUCAUGGCCGAGUACGGUCUGUACGGGGCGAUGGUCCGUCACUCCAUCCCGCUGCCCGAGUCCAUCCUCAACUCCGCGAAGAACGGCAUGAUGGGAUCCUGCGCCCCCUGGCUGCUCGGUGAGCCGCAUGCACGAAUGCACAAAAAGUCUCUAGAGAUGUCGAAGAAGUGUCCCAGUCCCCCAGGUUCAGACUCGGCUCGUUCUGACUCGUUCUGCGAGUCUUCGGAGCGCCGCGGCGUCCUUGAGUCUCGGGAAGAACGAGACGCAGCCGAGGAGGAGGAGGACCGACACGAGGAGGAGAUGGCCAUCGACCUGUCGAGCUCCUCCAAACAACAGCAGCAGGAGGGCGGAGCCUCGCUAAGGACUGCUUCCUCUCCACGGCAACAAAGUGGUGGUGAAUCAGAUGAGCAGAGCUGAGGCAUAGAGGAGUCAGUCACAAACUGAUGGACGCUGAUGGACGCCGUCAGACCAGACUCUGACAGAGUUUCUCUUCUGAGAGCGGAGCAUCUGAUAGGCUGUUGGUUGAGGAGAAACGGCGGGAGCAGCCAAUGAGAGAAGAGAAUGAUUGGAUUCUGUUGUUACACAUUUGGACAUUUAGACUAAAACUAUACUUUAAAGCUCUGUAUGAAGAUGCAUGAAAAUCAUUUUAACUAAUUUUAAAACCAAGUACAGAAAAUCCUGUCAUCUGGAUGUACACUGACAUGCUACUAUGCUGAUGCAUUAGCCCAACGUUAAAAAUUCAUCUGUUUAAAUAAACCUUUGGGCUGUUUGGUUACAAGAAGGAAUUAUUAUUAGCAAACAUACAAUUAGCAAUUAUUGAUUUAAUAUGUUAACAAUUAAUAACAUCACUGUGUGUUAUUUACACAUUUGCAUGUUAUCCAUAUUAGCUAAAAUGCUAACAAACAAAUAAUUAAUAUAACAAAUGCCUUUUAUGCAAUUUACAUUUUGUUCUGAUUUUAGUUGUAAAGUAAAAACAAUAAAGUAUUGAUACCCACUGAUCUGUUGGCAAUAUUUUGUUAACAAAUUAUAUUAGUAAUGUGUAAUACUAGUACAGUACUGGUAAUAAAUUCAAUGGAAUGUUACAACCAGUUAAUGUACAUGUAGGUUGAGUUCUCAGAGCCGCACAAAGUGAACUACAUCACAUCAUAAUGUGAACAGAAACAUGAAAAAGUAAAUCCAUCUGCUCCUAGAAGGGAAACGCUAACGUAACAUAUCACAACAAGGAUCCUACAUGUCCUUCAACAAAUCAGACUUUUACUAAAUGAACUGAUGUAAAUGAAAACUGUCUGUGUCUGUCAUAAUGUACUGUUAUGAGAGUAUGUUUUAUAUCCCUGUCUGGAAAAUAAGAGACUAUUUAACGCUUUAUUCCUGUUGGUUUGUGUUUUAAUAUUGACUGUCUGUGAUCAGCCUGAAACGCACUGAAUGUAAUUUAAACCUACUGUUGAAAAUCUCUCUUUAUUAUUAAUAUAUGUAAAUAGAGCAGUGGGUGAAUAAAAAAUAUUUUUGAUCAUUGCUUUUAA
Messenger RNA from Sphaeramia orbicularis (orbiculate cardinalfish), 2241 nucleotides. RefSeq names its product visual system homeobox 1 homolog, chx10-like (gene vsx1). Gene Ontology annotation, cellular component: nucleus. Gene Ontology annotation, molecular function: DNA-binding transcription factor activity, RNA polymerase II-specific; sequence-specific double-stranded DNA binding. Lineage: Eukaryota; Metazoa; Chordata; Actinopteri; Kurtiformes; Apogonidae. Gene Ontology annotation, biological process: regulation of transcription by RNA polymerase II. The record is from RefSeq and is a predicted model, not a curated record.